CUGAGGAGCAGCUGCGAGGCGAUAAAAACGUCAGAAGAGAAGACAGAAGGAAAACCAAGAAAGGAGCGACCGUCAUUUCAUCCAACGAUGCGUAGGCUACAGUGAGAAAAGUAGAUUAUAUGAAACAAUAAUAACCAGAGUUGAAAGGUAAAAUCAAUGGUCCAGAAAAGUAGUAUGUCCAGGACACCUUCCACUUCAACCCAGGAGAUUCAAAUGGACAUGUUCGAUCACGGUUCGCACGCACAGGGGAAGUAUGCAAAGAGAAAGAGUCGCUUCAAACGCUCAGAUGGCAGCACCUCCUCAGACACCACCUCCAACAGCUUUGUCAGACAGGGUUCUGCGGACUCAUACACCAGUCGUCCGUCGGACUCGGAUGUGUCGCUGGAGGAGGACCCCGAGGCUCUGAGGAAGGAGGCUGACAGGCAGGCUCUGGCCACCCUCGAGAAAGCCAAGACUAAGCCUGUGGCCUUUGCUGUGAGAACCAACGUGGGCUACAACCCGGGUCCAAACGAUGACGUCCCUGUUCAGGGCAUGGCCAUCUCAUUUGAAGCCAAAGACUUUCUCCAUAUUAAAGAGAAGUACAAUAAUGACUGGUGGAUCGGGCGUCUGGUGAAGGAGGGCUGUGAGGUGGGCUUCAUCCCAAGCCCCGUGAAGCUGGAGAACACCCGUCUGCUCCAGGAACAGAGGAUGAGACAGAACCGCCUCAGCUCUAGUAAAUCGGGCGGGAGCUCCAGUCUUGAUGUCGCCUCAGGAACUAGGAGGCCCACCCCGCCUGGGACAGUAGCUGAUUUCUCCGCGGGGCUCUAUGAUGAUGCCUCGGAUCUAGAGGCGGAGGAGGCCGAGCCGAUGGCCGACGCCCGGGGCGACCACCGGGGCGGGGCCGGUAGUGUCACUUCCCCUCAGGCCAACAUCCCCCGCCUGCCCUUCUUUAAGAAGAUGGAACAUAUCCCCCCCUAUGAUGUGGUACCAUCUAUGAGACCUAUUGUACUUGUGGGGCCAUCGCUCAAAGGAUAUGAGGUGACUGACAUGAUGCAGAAAGCACUGUUUGACUUUCUGAAACACAAAUUUGAGGGCAGAAUAUCCAUCACCCGGGUGACAGCGGAUAUCUCCCUGGCCAAACGUUCUGUCCUCAACAACCCCAGCAAACACACCAUCAUAGAACGAUCAAGCACUAGGUCCAGCCUGGCUGAGGUCCAGAGCGAGAUCGAGCGGAUCUUUGAGUUGGCCCGCACACUGCAACUGGUAGCCCUAGAUGCUGACACCAUAAACCACCCAUCUCAGCUGGCUAAAACCUCCCUGGCUCCUAUCGUCGUCUAUAUAAAGAUAGCCUCACCCAAGGUAUUGCAGAGGCUGAUUAAAUCUCGAGGGAAAUCUCAGGCCAAACACCUCAAUGUCCAGAUGGUGGCAGCAGAUAAACUAGCCCAGUGUCCCCCGGAGCUGUUUGACAUCAUCCUGGACGAGAACCAGCUGGAGGACGCGUGCGAGCACCUGGCGGACUACCUGGAGGCGUACUGGAAGGCCACGCACCCCCCGAGCAGCAACCCGCCCAACCCGCUCCUCAACCGCACCAUGGUGACGGCCGCGCUGGCCGCCUCCCCGGAGCCCGUGUCCAACCUGCAGCAGGGACCGUACCUUGUGCACGGAGAGCAGAAGCGCGAGGGGCCCCUGUCCGAGUGCGGGGCCGGUAGCGGCGGUCUCCACGACUACCAGGGCGACGGCGGUGGCGGCGGCGGCAAGCAGACUCUGCAGCAGCAGACGUACCUGCGCUCGUCGCGCGGCCAGACCCGGGGCGGGGGCGGCGGCGGCGGCAGGGCCCUGUCCCGCCAGGACACCUUCGACUCGGAGACGCAGGGCAGCCGCGACUCGGCCUACACCGAGGCCGGCGACUCCUGCAUCGACAUGGAGACGGAUCCGUACGAGGAGCCCGACCCGUACCGCUCCCGCCUGCACCCGGCCCACCACCACACCCCGCGCCAGGCCUCCUGGGAGGACGAGGGGGCCGAGCCCGACCAGGAGAACCUCAACCACGCUCAGGCGCCCACCAAUCAGCAGCACCACGGGCGGAGCAAGCUGCGGGAGCGAUACUGCCAGUCGCCUGCAGAGGGCAGUGCCAACAUCAGCCGGAACCAAAACCAGGAGGAGUGGAGCAGGGAUGUGUACAUUCGCUGAACUGGACGAGAGGGUGGAGAGGGGGGUGUAGGCAGGAAGGCUAGGAGGAGAGUAGUGGAUGGGAGGGUGGGGAAAGAAUGGAGAGGAUCAUUCAGGGGUUAGAAACCAUAUGAUUUUUUUUUUUAUUUUAUUUUGUUUUAUUUUCAGAGGUUGUGCCAAUCAGAAAGUCUCAAGCAACAAUCUGUUUACAGUCAUAGAUGCAGUUACAACCAUUAGCCAGAGCUACAGUGUUCAGACGACACACUCAAUGUUUCUCUCUCUCCGAAUCGCUCUCUCUUACACUUGCAUCCAUACACACACAACAAACACACUUUCUCUCUCUCUCUCUCACACACACACACACACACACACACACAGACACACACACACAUACAAAUGGCCAUAUGUACACAUUAACAAACAACAUUGUACGAUACACUAAAACAGACAUGAAAUUGUACAGACAGCUGAUUACUCCCAUACUCAUCUGGAGAAACUCUGUUGGUUUAUUGACAUCUUUGUUUUAUUUCUUCCCUGCCUUUUGUUUCAUAUUUUUUAUUUCUGCAUGGAUAUAACAGGCAGCAGGAGGACUAAUGCAAAUAUAGAGUGUAGAUGUAGAAUCCAGGGGUGUUGUGAGAGAGUGUGCUUCCAUGUAUGUCUUGGUGUCUGACUGUGUGUGUGUGUGUGUGUGUGUUUGUGUGUGUGUGUGUGUGUGUCAUGUCCGAAACAGGUAAUAGUCUGAAUGUCUGUUUCCAUGUGUGUUCACCUGAAGGCUGUCUGUGUAAAAAGGUCCUCUGUAGUCUUAAACUGAGUUGUCUACGUCGCUCAGUUUCUGCACCGAUCUGCUGGUUUUAGCUCUCACUUCACCUUUUAUGUUCAUAGUUGACAUUGCCAUAGUUUAUUCCUGUUCAUUUUAAAUUAUGUACAUCAAACUUAUUUAUUAUUUGUCAAACAUCUGUAUGAUACGGUGUACUUGCUGCUGUGUGUGCCUCCUGCCAACAGAGGGCACUAUUAGGGGUGGUCUGCUCCCUGUAGUCCUUCAUUGCACUGUAUUGUUCUCUCCUUGCUGUUGCUGGGGUGAUCACUCUGGCCACAGUGUUCUCACUGCAGUGGUGUGACAAGCCUGUAGAGGCCUUCCGCCUUAUCAAAGUGUCAGUCUCUCAGCAUCACUAAUCACAAGUGCCAGAAUGUCUCGCAAAAGCCACUCCUGCCGUCUUGGUGGGUUUUCUUAAAUCGUAUCCUGUAUGCUGUUGUAGUUUUCAUCUCUGUAAGUGAAUGAGUGUGUGUGUGUGCGUGCGUGCCUGUGCGCGCGCGUGUAUGUGUGUGUGUGUGUGUGUGUGUGUGUGUGUGUGUGUGUGUGACUGUCUGUAAAGUCACUUGGAUUAUGUAUUUCUUUUGUUUUUAUUUGGUAUCAGUCUGCUCCUUUUUGUAAUAUUGACGUAAUGAAUUGAGGAAUAUGAAGAUCACAUGCAAACAGACACUCACAUGUACAUAGGCUCAUGCGUAAAUAACACACACUAUGCACACACACACACACGCACACACACACACACACACACACACACACACAUUUGCACACUGACACAAACACACUCAUUGUCCACAGUUUUGUCUUUCUUGUGAGCAUACACACUGACACGCAACUAAGACACGCACCCACGAGCACCCACUGCCAAACACUGGAACAUAUGUGCUCGUCCUUUCUGCCUUUUCUGUGCUGUUUCUCCUGUGGACAGUUUCUGUGAGCCCUCAGCAGCGUGUGGGUUUAGACUGACGAUAUAUGGGUGGCUGAGCAUUUUGGAGGGUGAGUGUUGAUGGAGGUAGAGGAGUAUAUGAGGGCUGGGCAGGAGACUAGUCCUGCAUGGGAUGGGGGUUGGGUGUGAGAACCGGAGUGUGUGUGUGUGUGUGUGUGUGUGUGUGUGUCUUUUCGUGUGUGUGGCGGAACGAGUCAGUGAAUGUCUUUCAUGGGCCCCUGCUGCCCAGCCAUUUAAUCAGUUGAGAAGAAUAAAAAAAGAAAACAUCCUAGAUAAAUACAGUAAAUAUUAAUAAAUGAAUAACGUUAUUGUUGCAACAUCACAAUUGUUUAAAAGAGAAAAGAUGACAAAAAUGAACAUGUACUCAUUGGUGCCUGAUUGUAGCUCCAUUAUGCUUUUUUCUGCCUUUUUGUUUUUAAUCUGUGAAAAAUUCGUAUUUUAAUUAAAAACUUUAAUCAGAAA
Molecule: messenger RNA, 4364 nt
Organism: Sardina pilchardus (European sardine)
Lineage: Eukaryota; Metazoa; Chordata; Actinopteri; Clupeiformes; Clupeidae
Gene: cacnb1
Product: calcium channel, voltage-dependent, beta 1 subunit
Exons: 14
Coding region: 157-2169 (670 amino acids)
Biological process (GO): calcium ion transmembrane transport
Cellular component (GO): voltage-gated calcium channel complex
Molecular function (GO): protein binding; voltage-gated calcium channel activity
Source: RefSeq, a predicted model, not a curated record